Mizuhopecten yessoensis (Yesso scallop) is the source of this 591-nucleotide messenger RNA. RefSeq names its product fucolectin-3-like. The transcript is spliced from 3 exons. The record is from RefSeq and is a predicted model, not a curated record. NCBI's taxonomy places the organism in Eukaryota, Metazoa, Mollusca, Bivalvia, Pectinida, Pectinidae. Bases 7 to 591 code for a protein of 194 amino acids.
UUCAACAUGGCGUCUGGCCGGAACAUACAUGGAACCCUAACGUUAAUACCUAUGGCAUUUGUUGCUAUUCUGCCUCUUUUUGUUCAUUCAUCAUAUAAUCUCGCGUUUGGGAAACAAGCGUCACAAAGUACAAAUUACCUGGGCUGGUAUGCUAACAAAGCAGUAGAUGGUAUCAUAGGUAAAGACGUGUUGGCUCAUGGAGGAGGAAGCUGUAGUUCUACUAAUCCGAACGGAUCAAGUGAGGCAUGGUGGAUGGUUGACCUUCAACAAAUAUCAAGGAUAAAAACUAUAAAUAUAACGUACAGACAGUUGUAUCCCUUUCGACUUUCUGGAUUUUAUCUUUAUGUUUCUAAUACGACUGCUGUGGAUAAUCUACAGAACACUGGACAUCUGUGUUACCAUGACGACACAAAGAACCCGGAUUUUCCAUCAGUAAACCAAUCUCGUUCUUGUCCCGUUGACGGGAUAUAUGUCAUUUUCUACAACAGGCGUCCCGCUGAAAAUGGACCAAAGUCUGAUUCACACUACUCGACAACAGACGCUGUUGUUGAAUUAUGUGAGGUGGAGGUGUUUGGUAAAUAUAUAUAUUAA